UCGAUGCCUGGUCCUGCACCGGCACUGUGUCCGAAAAGAGCCGGCCAACACCGGCUCCCGGCCCCGCGGGCCCAGCCGAAGGCGGCUGAUAGCGCGGGAUGGCCCUCGAGGCCGCCGCUGGCCCUGCGGACCCUGGCCUGAGCGAAUCACCCACCCACGGAGGUUGUUAGUCUUACCCUGGGUGUCCAGGGCUGCAGUUGAGGCUGUCCCAGAUAGGAUCCAUCACCAUGCGCUUCCAGCAAUAGCAUGCGCUGUCAUUGGAGGAAGUGCUGGGCUAGGUGUUGGAGACCUGGGGUAUCAUCUGGCUGGAAAGGAAUCUACCCACUGUCUAUGUUUCUAUAACGCGCUCAUGACCUUGGGCAUGCGGUUUCAGAAGCAAAGAAAAUGAGGCUUUUAAAGUACUGGGUGUGUCAGUUGGCUCCAGUGAGACUCAGUUUUCACAUCCAUAAAAUGGCGAUGAAGCCUGAGGAAGCUCAGUCCUGGUGGUGAGAGGAUGUGGCCCCUAGACCCAUCCCGGAAAGAGGUGCUGAGGUUUGCAGCCAGCUGCCGUAUCCUGACCCUCAUGCUGCAGGCACUCUUCAAUGCCAUCAUCCCUGAUCACCAUGCAGAUGCCUUUUCUCCUCCCCGCCUGGCCCCCUCGGGCUCUGUGGAUCGGCUUGUGGAAGGUCUUCUGGGUGGUCUCUCUCGGUGGGAUGCUGAACACUUCCUAUUCAUUGCCGAGCAUGGCUACCUCUAUGAGCACAAUUUUGCCUUCUUCCCUGGCUUCCCCUGGGCCCUCCUGGUGGGGACUGAGCUGUUGAGACCCUUGCAGGGCCUACUGAGCCGGCGAAGUUGCCUACUGAUCUCAGUAGCAUUUCUCAACUCCCUGUUCUCCAUGCUGGCGGCAGUUGCCCUCCAUGACUUGGGUUGUCUGGUUUUGCAUUGUCCCCGCCAGGCCUUUUAUGCAGCACUGCUCUUCUGCCUCAGCCCUGCCAAUGUUUUCCUGGCAGCCGGUUACUCAGAAGCUUUGUUUGCCUUCCUGACAUUCAGCGCCAUGGGGCAGCUGGAGAGGGGCCGAGGCUGGGCUAGCGGGCUCCUCUUUACUCUUGCCACUGGGGUACGUUCCAAUGGGCUUGUCAACGUCGGCUUCCUCCUGCAUUCUCAGUGCCGAGAAUUUCUUUCCUCUCUUGUGGUGCUGAACCCCCUGAAACAGCUCAUCAAGCUGAUGACCUCAUUCUGCCUGUCACUGCUCACAGUCAGCCUUCCCUUUGCUGUUUUUCAGUAUUAUGCCUAUACCCAGUUUUGUCUGCCAGGCUCAGCCCACUCCAUUCCUGAGACCUUAAAGCAGUUCGCUGUGGACAGAGGGUACCGGAUUGCAAAAGGAAAUGAACCACCAUGGUGCUCCUGGGAUCUUCCUCUGAUAUACAGCUAUAUCCAGGAUGUCUACUGGAAUGUUGGAUUUCUGAGGUACUUUGAGCUCAGGCAGGUGCCCAAUUUUCUCCUGGCUAUACCAGUGGCCAUACUAGUUGUGUGGGCAGCCUGGACAUAUGUGACUGCCCACCCUUGGUUCUGCCUUACACUUGGACUGCAAAGGAGCAAGGACAGUAAGAUCCUGGAGAAACCCCAUCCUGGCUUCCUCAGUCCACAGGUGUUUGUGUACCUGGUUCACGCUACAGUGCUGCUGCUGUUUGGUGGUCUGUGCAUGCAUGUUCAGGUUCUCACAAGGUUUUUGGGUUCCUCCACCCCUGUCGUGUACUGGUUUCCAGCUCACCUGCUUCAGGAUCAGGAGCCGCUGUUGCGAUCCCUAGAGUCAGUGCCUUGGAAGCCUCUCCCAGAAGACUCCCCACCAGGACAAAAGGCCCCCAGAAAUUGUAUCAUGAAACUCUUAUACAACUGGAAAACCUGUUCUCCUAUCACACGGUACAUCCUAGGCUAUUUUCUGACUUAUUGGCUCCUGGGACUACUCCUACAUUGUAACUUCCUGCCUUGGACAUGACCUGGAGUCUCAAGGGACAAGCUGGAAGCUGGUUUAUCCCAUAGUCUGUCAGCUACAACACUGGCUGGGACUGCCUGCACUGCCCUGAGAGCUCUCCAUUAGGACCCCCACUCUCUCUUCUCCCUUCUCUUUGGAGGCUAGUUAGGAAUGGAAGAUGCAUGGGGCACAAGAGCCCCUUUUUGCCCUGGCCUGGACAAGAGCAGAAACUGUUUUCACUGUUAAGUGGAGAUAACUUAUUCAAGGUCUAAAAUAUACCUGGUCAACUAAUAGCAGACAGUCUGAAAUCCACCUACUCCUGUGCAAAGUUGAACUAAAGUGUUUCUCCCAAGGCUCUAGCUGACAGCCUGGUGAUGUCUACUCAAGAUGGCAGGGCAGCAUGGGGACAGCUGGAGAAUGGAACCAUCUCUAAAUGGGACAUUGUUUCUGAA
Molecule: messenger RNA, 2403 nt
Organism: Nannospalax galili (Upper Galilee mountains blind mole rat)
Lineage: Eukaryota; Metazoa; Chordata; Mammalia; Rodentia; Spalacidae
Gene: Pigv
Product: phosphatidylinositol glycan anchor biosynthesis class V
Exons: 4
Coding region: 494-1975 (493 amino acids)
Biological process (GO): GPI anchor biosynthetic process
Cellular component (GO): endoplasmic reticulum membrane; mannosyltransferase complex
Molecular function (GO): GPI mannosyltransferase activity; alpha-1,6-mannosyltransferase activity
Source: RefSeq, a predicted model, not a curated record